AUGUUAUUUUCGGCUGCUCUCGUCCCGGCACUCCUCGCCGGCAUCGCCGUCGCCCAGGCCCUCUGCUUCGACGACUUUGACUGCCUCUUGUCGGAGUUGCAAGGUCGCCGCCGCAGGGGCCAACCCUCCCGCCGCUGCACCGCCGGCAAACCCAGCCGGAGGCGGUCUCGAUGCUCUUCUUGGAGGCUUGACGGGUGCUCGUCCAGGAGCUGGGGGAGGAGCUGGCGCUGCCGGGGUUGCGUGAUGGCCGACUAGGGGUGGCAGGGAGGGAGUGGUUUUUUGCUGGCGUUGGUACUUUCUUUUCUCCCAUCAUGGUCACAGUCCUGUGACGCAGCACACGGCACUGCGAUUGGAAGGGGUGAGAUAAGGGAUGAAGGUGACAGGUGUACUGGGGCGGUAUCUCGUUGUAAACAAGAGGGUGGCGUCCGGCCGCCAUGAACCGAUUGGUGGCUCUAU
This is a messenger RNA of Gaeumannomyces tritici R3-111a-1, 456 nucleotides long. RefSeq lists its product as hypothetical. The record is from RefSeq and is a predicted model, not a curated record. Bases 1 to 255 code for a protein of 84 amino acids. The transcript has 2 exons. NCBI's taxonomy places the organism in Eukaryota, Fungi, Ascomycota, Sordariomycetes, Magnaporthales, Magnaporthaceae.